UUCUAUUAAUAAAGAAACAAAUAUGAUUGAAAUUUGGAAAAAAGAUCCGAAAAAAGGUGCCAAACCAAGUUCAGCAACUACCCCACUUCCUGGUUUAAGUGUAGCUAGGCAAUGGUAUCUAUUUGCUGAAGUACAAAAGCACAUUCAAGUCAGAGAAAAACAAGAUUGCCUUUGUCCUGAACCAGUAAUUCCAAGACCACCAAAAA
Funneliformis geosporum is the source of this 206-nucleotide messenger RNA. The record is from the annotation of a GenBank genome assembly. Lineage: Eukaryota; Fungi; Glomeromycota; Glomeromycetes; Glomerales; Glomeraceae.